Molecule: messenger RNA, 1981 nt
Organism: Papilio machaon (common yellow swallowtail)
Lineage: Eukaryota; Metazoa; Arthropoda; Insecta; Lepidoptera; Papilionidae
Exons: 5
Coding region: 71-1981 (636 amino acids)
Molecular function (GO): nucleic acid binding; zinc ion binding
Source: RefSeq, a predicted model, not a curated record
UAAAUAGUAAAAAGUGUCUCUUAUUUACGCUUCAGAAAUAAACAUAUAACUGGCGACGAGGAUAAAAAUUAUGUCUUUCUUGGGAAGUAUACCAAGUUUUGACUACAAAACGACCGAGUGGUCAAUUUUCAAGUCAAGAUUGUCGCAAUUUUUAAAGAUAAAUAAGAUUGAAGAUGGCGACAAAGGCGGAGUUCUCCUUACACACGUAACGGACGAAACUUAUCGGUUGAUUCGGAACCUAUCUUACCCGCAAGAGGUCGAAUCACUAAGUUAUUCUGAACUCGUUUUAUUACUCGACGGGCAUUUCAAGCCGAAGGUAUGUACAUUUGCCGAUAAGGCGAAUUUUUACGAAGCGACAAGAAGUCCAGGCGAAUCAUUAGGAGACUGGGCGGCGCGACUAAGAGGUCUCGCAAGCUAUUGCGACUUCGGCGCCGCUCUGGAAACGGUAUUAAGAGAUCGUUUCGUCCUCGGUCUGGGCUCGGGGCCCGAACGCGACAGGCUGUUCGAACAGAGCCCGACCGCAUUGACGCUCACACGGGCUAUUGAACUGGCGGAGCAGGCUGCGUGCGCGAGGCAAGCGAAACUAAGGUGCAGCAGCGAAGCAAUGCUCACCAAAGAAGAGCCUAUAUAUCAACUAGGACAACAAGAUCACUGCAGACGGAGCGGUAACGGCCGUCGGGUCGGCGCUAGUACGUCGGGGUCAUCCGGCGCAGCACCGCGCCGUGAUCUGCGAUGGGAAACUUCAUGCUGUGCGGUGUGCGGGAUGAAAAGUCAUCAUAGCGAUAAGUGUCGGUACAGACGUUACACUUGUCAAAAAUGCGGGAAGAAGGGUCAUCUAAAGAAAGUUUGUGGUAAUGACAGAAACAGAGGGUUUUAUCAUGUCGACUCGGAUUAUGACGGGCAGGGAACGGAGAAUGAGGAGUGCCAGAGCUUCCAGAACUUUAAUAUGAGGUAUGUUACUGAUAAACCUUAUAUGAUUGAUGUAAUGGUCGGUGAUCAGGAAUUGACAAUGGAACUCGAUUCAGGUUCUGGUAGAUCUGUAAUUUCGGAUUUUUUAUAUCGUAGUAAAUUUGUAAACUAUCCUCUAGAAAGAAGUACACUAAGAAUGUGCUUAUACGAUGGCCGUAAAAUUUGCCCGUUAGGUUAUUUCAAUGCUGUGGUAACAUAUAACAAUUUACAAAAAGUUAUAAGAUAUAUGAUGAUUGGAUGGCCGCGUAAGGUUAAUUGUGAAGCGAUUUUGCCGUACUUUCUUUGCAAGUCUGACCUGCAGUUUGAGAACGGAUGUUUAUUUAGAGGACAUCGAAUAGUUAUACCGACUGAUUUGCGGAAUAAUAUGUUAAGUGAAUUGCACGACUCGCAUUUAGGAAUUAUUAAAAGUAAAAACAACGCUCGUAGUCGGAUGUGGUGGCCCGGUAUCGACCGGGACAUUGAACGUUGGAUCGGGUCUUGCGAGGCAUGCGCUAGCGUACGCGCCGCACCGCCACGCGCGCCACCCGCGCCCUGGCCCGCCGACGCGGCGCCAUGGCAACGAGUGCAUAUAGACUAUAUGACCGUAGGAUCAAGGGUAUACUUGGUGGUGGUGGACUCGCACAUGUCCGAUAAUGAUGUUAAAAUAAAUUCAACUGAGUUUAAAACAUUUUGCAAUGCUAAUGGUAUUAAACAUAUGACGUCGCCCAUAUAUCAUCCGCCGAGUAAUGGCCAGGCGGAAAACUCGAUCAGGAGGUAUACCGGGUGUGAUCUGAACUCCGGAAUGAGCACACAGUGCUAUCAAGACUACGGUCCGCCGGUGUUAGUGACUGCAGGCGAUCAUUUUACUCCACCACGACAACAUUCGUUACCAGCUGAGGCUGAUCCACCAAGCGUGCCGACCGAUCAUCAACAAGCACCGCCAGGGUUGAGUGUUAGCGGCGGUACCGUAGGAGAGAGUGAGGCUAGAGUUGAUGAACAGCAGGUUGUAGAGGAAAGGGAUUUUCGAAAAUAA